CAUUAAGGAAAGACAGGUUUUCACUGUUAAAGCUCCUUGUUAUCAAAAGUAGCUAAGUACUCAGUACUCUGAUUAACUUUAAAUUAUCUACUUUUACUUGACUACAUUUAUAGAUCAGUACUUUUACUUCUCCUUAUGUAAAUUUUAACCAAAUAAUUUUACUUUUACUUGAGCACAACAAUCUGGGCCUCUAUCCUGCUGUAGUCUCCAGUACUCAGUCCCAGUAGGGCUGGGGGAUUGUGGACCAGAAAUCUCAUCGAGAUCGUUGUUAGUACUGCUGCAGGAUUUGGUUAUAAUGUAAGGUUGUGAUUAUACUUGAGAAUUUUUUUGUCAGUGUAUGUAAGGACUGAAAACAUACAAAUAGUAAGUAAAAUAAAAAGUUACAAUCCCUGAAGUUUUAACAGAAUUGUCUUCAAAAUAAAAGUGUUUCCUUUCUUUAAAAUUCAAAUCCUUCUAAAAAGUGUAAUAGUGGCACUGUUGUAAAUUUAAUGGUCUUUUUGCAGACAUUUUUAUCCAUUUAAUACUGAAGUAAUCCCAGCCUUCUAUGCGAUUACGUAAUUGCACAGCCUGGCAUUGCAUUUGGAUUGGUUAGCAUGCAGGAUUUUCCCUACUUUAGACCUCCAUUUUUGUUGCUGUGCUGUUCAAACAGGUAAACGCCCCGAUCAUGGAUAUCCUCGUCAGACAGGAAAUCUACAUCCCCAGAGACGCCGAGGUGAAGAACAUCUCCCUCCGUACUCUACCAAACUCUGUACUGAACCGAAUGGGCCUCUCUGUGAAGGACUCUGACGGCUCCAGGAAGCUCGCAGACUCAGCGGUGGGCGUGUGGAUUUGUCCCGCCGUCCUCCGACCAAAAGGCCAGAGGCGACCCUCAGAAAUAGGGAAUCGAUUGUUAGAAAACAUGUCCUCAAAGAUCGCCGAAGACUGUCGGGCGUCCACGAGACGUCUACAGAUGUCUUUUGUCUCCUCCAACAAAGAAGCUCACAAGGUGUUGAACGAAACCUUACAUGGACACAGCGUCUCCGCAGACACGUCCUUCGCCGGCGUUUUACCUCCUGACUCGGCGCCACACACCUACCAAGUGGCCGUCGUCAUCUACCAAGGUCGUGUUUACCUGUCCAUAAGGAAGCCGAGCCGAAGGAAGCCUCAAGGAGAGACACCAGAUCCACAACCGGAAGCUAAACCGGUCCAGACGGCUCCUUCAACGUCAGACACGACGGCCAGCAACCAGAAGAAGCGACCAGCCCAGAUGACGUCUCUAAAACCGUCAACCAAACCACCACAGAAGAGACUACGCAUCAAGCUGCCUUCAAAGUCCCUCAAACUGCCGAGUAAUCUAGUCAAAAGACCCACCAGCACCACCGCAGCCACUACCACAGCCCCCUGUAAAGCCCCCUCUACAGCCCAAUCUAAAGCCCCCUCUACAGCUACCAACACAAUCCCCUCUAGAGCCCCCUCUACAGCGAUCACCACUACCACAGCCCCCUCUAAAGCCCCCUCUACAGCCCAAUCUAAAACCCCCACUACAGCCCCCUCUACAGCCCCCUCUACAGCUACCAACACAACCACCUCUACAGCCCCCUCUACAGCGAUCACCACUACUGCAGCCCCCACUACACCCACAUCUACAGCCCCCACUGCAGCCCCCUUUACAGCUUCCUCUACACAGCUGCUUCAUGUCAACCCUGGAGGAACCGGGAGGAGUCAGACCAAGAGUAAAGAAAUUCACAGUGAGAACAGAAAGGAUGAGACCAACGCCAUUACAGGAAGCAUUUCUUCACCACAGACCACAGCUCCGCCCCCACAGACAGCCGACAGAGCGCGCACACCAGCCAACAUUGAAGCCGCAGAGAGGCAGACAGCGGAGGAGACGGCCGACUGGUUUCAGCAGCAGAAUAACUCCAACAGCAGGAUACAGGAGCUGGGUGGGGGCAACCCUCGGAGCCCCGCUCAGAGCGUUUACAUGAACGGGGAUUUACAGGGAAACACUAGCACCUGGAGUGGGAGCAGGGCGUGGGAGAGCGCCUCGUCUGCUCAGCAGGAGUGCGACUUCACCGAGCUGGAGGAGGAGGAGAGGAUCGCUCAGGUGAAAGCCCGCCUCCGACAGAGCGAAGCCGCACUCCGGAACAUGAAAUCCUCGUAGUGACAUAAGAGAGAUGGAGACUUUUAAUAUGAAAGUCUGAAGGAUGUAAAAUAGAGACUUUUAAUGUGAAAGUCUGACGGAUGUAAAAUAGAGACUUUUAAUGUGAAAGUCUGACGGCUGUAAAAUAGAGACUUUUAAUGUGAAAGUCUGACGGAUGUAAAAUAGAGACUUUUAAUAUGAAAGUCUGAAGGAUGUAAAAUAGAGACUUUUAAUGUGAAAGUCUGACGAAUGUAAAAUAGAAAUUUUUAAUGUGAAAGUCUGGACCAUAUUAAUAGAAAAGACGAGCUUUGUUGUGAAAAUCUUCGUUUUUGCUGCUACCUUUUUACCAUCUUCUUUAGUGUGCUUGUGUUUCUUCCCUCCGUUAAUCUGUCUCAUGAUUUUCAUAUUUAAUGUAAAUAAUCUUUUGGCCCGGUGUUUCAUCAAUGAUGACUUAAAUCUGAUGACUUUUUGUUUGUGCAAAUAUUUGCAAUAAAGAAACGAGUGUAAGCAGAAAAAAAGGUCUUUACCUGUCAUUA
This is a messenger RNA of Cheilinus undulatus (humphead wrasse), 2655 nucleotides long. Its product is annotated as mucin-5AC-like. The transcript is spliced from 4 exons. The record is from RefSeq and is a predicted model, not a curated record. Lineage: Eukaryota; Metazoa; Chordata; Actinopteri; Labriformes; Labridae. The coding region runs from base 665 to 2140 and encodes 491 amino acids.